This is a messenger RNA of Marchantia polymorpha subsp. ruderalis, 5517 nucleotides long. The record is from the annotation of a GenBank genome assembly. NCBI's taxonomy places the organism in Eukaryota, Viridiplantae, Streptophyta, Marchantiopsida, Marchantiales, Marchantiaceae.
AUGCAAGAGCAGCGAGCGUACUUGUUCCUGCCACUGAGUUACAGCAGUUCCACCAGCGAUGGCCACUGAGCGAUCCAUUAUGGAUUCACUGUUUGAUGUUGAUUUCCAUCUGGAAUAAACGGUGCCCAGCUGCUGGCGCGACCAUCGGCACUCACUCAAAACGUCGUCCUCCUUCGUGCUGAAAUCUAGCGUCCAAGCCAUUUUCUCCACGGCAACGAAGUUGAGGUAUGGCCCGCGCUAAUCACUCCCGGAGACUACGUUCGCCUUGAUUCCCCCCCUGACCGAUUGACUUUUACGUAUUGAGUACCCGUCCUACUCACUCCGGAUCCUCAUGCUCUCCGGCCCUCUUACAUGUCCUUCCUCGGUCUCACUCUCCUCUUCCUCGUAUCAUCUCGACACAGCGCGCGCUAAGUCGCUCAGCCCUGAGCGACUUUCGGUAGUUGCAUCGAGUGAGCUUGUCGUAGGGGAGUAGACUGGAAGUGACACAUCGAGCUCCCCGGCGAGGCAAUGUUGUGAGUUCUAUGCAGCCCUGGGCACGGAGGAUUUGAGUGCUAACUAGCCAGCGAGGUAAGCGACUCGAAACAUUCUCUAGUGAAAUUAUCGACAGACGAUUCGAGAAGCACCUCAGGCUCGAGCUCAGCGCAGCGCAGGCUCGUCGCUCGCCCUUCAUGCGAGCUUAGUGGGGAUCUAAUGCUACGGAUUCUUUUUUGUUCUUGACGGCAAGUCAUAGCUUAGCUCUGUAGGUUAGGGGGUGAAUCGGGACCGGGACCAGGACCAGGACUUGGUGCUGCUGCUGCUGGGGGGCGAGAGGCGGUGUGCACAAUGUUCAAUAGUAGUUAUAAGGCGCAGGGCUGGGGUCAUGACAAAGGCGGGAAUACAUGCGCAGUCGAGGACUGCGAUGGCAAGACCAUGCGCGACGAGCGAGGGGACGACGUGUUCCCCUGCGAUUGUAACUUCAAAAUUUGUCGUGAUUGCUACUACGAUGCUCUGAACGGCGCAGGCAGAUGCCCCGGCUGCAAGGAUGAGUACAGGCACGAGGAUCACGAGGCCGCGGAUGGUGGAUCGGGAGACGAGGACCGAGUGGGCAAUCUGCCGGAGCGGAGGCCCAAGUACGGGAAUGCGGACUCGGGGAAGAUGGAGAGGAGACUGUCACUUCUCAAUAAGCCCACCAUGCUCACGCAGCAGCAGCAGAAGAGCAACGAGCAAAACUUCGAUCACGCGCGGUGGUUGUACGAGACGAAGGGGACCUACGGCUAUGGAAACGCGCUGUGGCCGAAAGACGACUCGUACAUGGGAGGAGACGGCGGCGGCGGGGGCAGCAUGGGCGGACCGCCCCAGCCCAUAUUCCAGGAGAAGAAUCGCAAGCCCCUGACGCGCAAGCUCGCGAUUCCAGCCGGAGUCAUCAGUCCUUACCGAUUUCUCGCCCUGCUGCGGCUCGUGGUGCUGGGAUUCUUCCUGGCCUGGCGAAUUCAGAACCCCAACAAGGACGCGCUCUGGCUCUGGGGCAUGUCCGUGGUGUGCGAGAUCUGGUUCGCCUUCUCGUGGAUUCUCGACCAGCUGCCCAAGCUGUUCCCGGUCAACCGGUCGACCGAUCUCGCCGUGCUCAAGGAACGAUUCGAGUCGGUCUCCCCCGAGAACCCUCGAGGGCGAUCAGAUCUGCCGGGAAUGGACGUGUUCGUGUCCAGUGCCGAUCCCGAGAAGGAGCCCCCUCUCGUCACCGGAAACACCAUCUUCUCCAUCCUCGCGGCCGAGUACCCGGUGGAGAAACUGGCCUGCUACCUGUCAGAUGACGGUGGCGCUCUGCUGUCGUUCGAGGCGCUGGCCGAGACGGCCACAUUCGCGCGGGUCUGGGUUCCCUUCUGCCGGAAGCACGCCAUCGAGCCGCGCAAUCCCGACUCCUACUUCCUGCAGCGCGGCGACCCCACGAAGGGCAAGAAGCGGUUGGACUUCGUGAAGGACCGCCGGAGGGUGAAGCGCGAGUACGACGAGUUCAAGGUCCGGGUGAACGGGCUGAACGAGGCCAUCAGGCGGCGAUCGGACGCCUACAAUGCGCACGACGAGAUCCGCGCCAAGAGGGCGCAGAUGGAGUCGGGGGCCGAUCUGUCGCAGCCGCUGCAGGUCGUUAAGGCCACGUGGAUGUCCGACGGUACUCACUGGCCCGGGACGUGGUCCGUUUCGAGCAAGGAGCACGGGCGUGGCGACCACGCUGGCAUCAUCCAGGUCAUGCUGGCGCCCCCGGGCAACGACCCCAUCUACGGGAGCAACGACGAGGAGAACCUCAUCGACACCACGGACAUCGACAUCCGCCUGCCGAUGCUGGUGUACGUUUCCCGUGAGAAAAGGCCCGGCUACGACCACAACAAGAAGGCCGGGGCCAUGAACGCUCUGGUGCGCACCAGCGCCGUCAUGUCCAACGGACCCUUCAUCCUCAAUCUCGAUUGCGAUCAUUACAUCUACAACUCGCUGGCCAUGCGCGAGGCCAUUUGCUUCAUGAUGGACCGCGGCGGUGACAGAAUCUGCUACGUCCAGUUCCCACAGCGGUUCGAGGGCGUCGAUCCCAGCGAUCGGUACGCCAAUCGGAACACCGUGUUUUUCGACGUGAACAUGCGAGCCCUGGAUGGGCUGCAGGGCCCGGUCUACGUCGGAACUGGGUGCUGCUUCCGAAGGACGGCCCUCUACGGGAUCGACCCUCCUCGAGUUCCUAAGGACCAUACCAUCUGGAACGCGUGCUGCGGAGGGGACAAGAAGAAGAACAGAAAGCUGAAGAAAAAGAAGAACAGGCGCUCCGGCCUCGCCAAGGCCAAUCUGAACGCCGCCGCUGGGCUCGAGGAGGACGACGAGGACGCCGAGAUUCUGGAUUCUCGGGGCCUGCUUCCGAAGCAGUACGGCGCGUCCAUGGCGUUCGUCGAGUCCAUCGCCGCGGCGGAAUUCGCCGGUAAGCCUCUGGCCGACCAGGGUAUCACCAACGGAAGACCUCCCGGUUCUCUCACCGGACCCCGCGAGCCGCUGGACGCUGCCACGGUGGCCGAGGCCAUCAACGUCAUCUCGUGCUUCUACGAGGACAAGACCGAGUGGGGCGACCGUGUGGGGUGGAUUUACGGGUCCGUCACGGAGGAUGUGGUCACCGGGUUCAGGAUGCACAACCGUGGUUGGAAAUCCAUCUACUGCGUCACCAAGAGGGAUGCCUUCCGAGGAACUGCGCCCAUCAAUCUGACGGAUCGACUGCAUCAAGUGCUCCGUUGGGCCACGGGGUCCGUCGAGAUUUUCUUCUCGAAGAAUAACGCCAUUUUCGCCAACUCGCACAUGAAGAUUCUGCAGCGCGUGGCGUACCUGAACGUCGGCGUGUACCCCUUCACCUCGAUCUUCCUGAUCGUCUACUGCUUCCUGCCGGCGCUCUCGCUCUUCUCGGGGCAAUUCAUCGUGCAGACGCUGAACGUCACCUUCUUGGUGUACCUGUUCACCAUCUCCGUCUGCCUUUGCUCCCUGGCUAUCCUCGAGGUGAAGUGGUCCGGGAUCACGCUGGAAGAGUGGUGGAGGAACGAGCAGUUUUGGGUCAUCGGAGGGACGAGUGCUCAUCUUGCAGCUGUCAUCCAAGGUUUACUCAAAGUCAUCGCCGGUGUGGAGAUUUCGUUCACGCUGACCACCAAAUCCGGAGGAGAUGAGGUCGACGAUGAGUUCGCAGACCUCUACGUCGUGAAAUGGACCGCGCUCAUGAUCCCCCCCAUCACUAUCAUGCUCGUCAAUAUGAUCGCCAUCGCCGUGGCCAUUUCGCGUACAUUGUACAGCACGAUUCCGCAGUGGAGUAAGCUGGUGGGAGGUGUGUUCUUCAGCGUCUGGGUGCUGACCCACAUGUAUCCCUUCGCCAAGGGUCUGAUGGGCAGGAGAGGCCGCACUCCCACCAUCGUCUACGUCUGGUCCGGCCUGCUGGCUAUCGUCAUCUCCCUCCUGUGGGUCACUAUCAAUCCUCCUGCCAACUCCACCAUCGGGUCCGCAGGUGGAGGCUUCGAGUUCCCUUAAAUCUAGAGCUCGGGCCUGGCCUGGCAGGGCAUGGUAGGAAGAAUCUGAACCUCCGAAGCAUGUACUUACGGGCCUCAGUUGUUGGACUGCUACUAGAGAAGCCGCCGGAACGCGGAGUUCAGCUCGUGUUCCCGGCGGCGGAGAGCUCCAUACGGUGAGAAUGGUAAAAUCAGCGCACAUAGGAAAGCGAAGGACAUACAUGUGAAUCACAGUAGUAGACAGUAGUGUUUAUGAAUGCCACCAUCUGAGUCCUAUUGGGGCCGUUGGCGGGGGGCAGGAUUGAGCUGCGACGACAUCGAGGCAACCCUUCUGAUCGAUCCACCGGCUGAUUGGCAAAAAUCUCCCGGGAACGGAAGGAGUGUGCACUCUCGAAGGUGAUUGUCGCUGGGAAGCCUCGAUCGAAAGAGUCAAGGGACGAGAAUGUGUGGAUAUGUUUGAGCAUAAUGUGUCAGUUAACUCACAAGUGCAUGCAUGAACAUCACCUAUUUCUGUGGGAACAGAGUCCUAAUUCUUUGAAGAGUGUAUACGUAGAUUCCCAACAUAGACAAGAGAAAGCAGUUUUGCCUUUUCAUUGCUUUUUCACUUUGAAAUACGGCCACUCUCUAGCGACUCCUGUCACCAUUCGUGGCUUCAUCGAAAGAGGGUCGACAGGGGCCCACAUUGUGACGACUCUAUCUUAGCUAUCUACUCUUUACGGUAGUCUCCUCUUAAUGGUAAUUUCAGUCCUUAUCCAAAACUUCUAGUCACAUCAAAUAUUCAUCCAAUUUUCUGCCUAAGACACAGCUUAACACCCUUUAGAACACUAAAUUAGGUGGUCACUUCAACAUACUGUUAGAGCAGAUCAUUGAACUUAGAGCAGAUUAUAGUGUAUAAUAGUCGAUCAGGGUUCUAAGGAGGUCAUUUUAGAGCCAGAUAUGGACGUACUAUUCUUCCAAGAUUGUACAACUGGAGGAUUCUUCGGAAGUGCACCUCUUUACUUGGAGGUGAUCAUCCACACUCGUGCACAUUGUAUAGGUGUGGUCAAAACAAAGACGCCCCUAAAUUUGUUCGGACGUGUCUAUUGGACUGUAUCUUACUGUGCCAUCAUGACCAUGUAAGUCAUUUAACGUGGUGUCAUCAUAAGAUAUGGGCCAAAAUAGACCAACUGAGAAAAUAAUAUCUGAAACCUUUAUAUGUCGAUGGAUACAAAUCUGUAUAACACCUCUGUGUGUAAAUUAAUUUCAUCGAUUGGUGUAAGGCUGAUACUUGUUUCUGUCAUUUUAAGCAUAGUUAACGUAGUAAGGUUUAUGGAUUCACAAACUUGGAACAUGUCCAGAUCAUAUAAUUUCGUUGUUAUUAUUCUGGUCAGUUAUCCAAAUAAACUUAGCUAGUGUAAAACCGCACCGGCCACAAGUACAAAAUAGAGCACAAAUGGUCCCUACACAGAAGUGUACCCUAGACAGAAGUACAACAGUGUACCCUAGACAGAAGCUCAACAGUGUACCCUAUACAGAAGUUGAC